CAACUCCUUAUAAAGCUCAGCUCCAUCCAUCUCCCUCCCUGUUCCUCUCUCUCUCUCUCCCCCCCCCCCCCCCCCCCUCUCACACAAACACACAGCCAGCAUUUCUCAGGUGCGGACAUGGCCAAAGGCGGCGGCAAGGGCGGCGGCGGCGCUGGUGGUGCUGGUGGGGGUGGCGGUGGGGGUGGGGAUGGUGGUGGCGGUGGCGGUGGCGGUGGGGGUGGUGGUAGCAGUGGCGGUGGCGGUGGGGGUGGUGGUGGCGGUGGCGGUGGGGGUGGUGGUAGCGGCGGCGGUGGCGGUGGGGGUAACGCCAAUGACCAGUUAAAGCCACAUCCAGUGAUGGAGCAGCUAGCUGGCAUUCAGUAUUGCGUUAACAGUCCUCCUCCAUGGCCGGAAGCUAUUCUUCUGGGGUUCCAGCAUUAUCUCUUGACUAUUGGAAUCACUGUUCUGAUUCCUAGCAUGAUCGUUCCUCAAAUGGGUGGCUCCAACGCUGAGAAGGCCAGGGUGAUACAGAGCACGCUCUUUGUAUCAGGAUUAAACACUCUCUUGCAGUCCUUGUUUGGAACCCGGCUUCCGACCGUGAUCUCCGCUUCGUACUCAUUUGUCAUUCCCACCACUUCGAUUAUUCUCACCGGUAAAUAUAGUUCGCUUGCAGACUCUCAUGAGAGGUUUGUUCGGACUAUGCGAGCUGUACAGGGUGCUGUGUUCAUUGCUUCAUUUUUUCCAAUGAUUGUGGGCUUCAUGGGCCUAUGGAGAAAUGUUGUCAGGUUUCUUAGUCCCCUUUCUGUGGUUCCUCUCGUAACCUAUACUGGACUUGGGCUAUACCAACUUGGAUUCCCAAUGCUAGCAAACUGCGUUGAAAUUGGGCUACCAGAGCUAUUAAUAAUGGUUUUCUUUUCACAGUAUCUUCCUCAUUUCAUGAAGUCAAAGAGAGGCAGGUCCAGUAGAUUUGCAUUGGUGGCCUCCGUUGGAAUUGUAUGGGCAUGUGCAGCAAUUAUAACUUCAACUGGCAUUUACAACAACAAAUCAACGAAAACUCAACAGAGUUGUCGCACAGACACUGCUCAGCUCAUUCAUCAAUCCCCUUGGAUAUAUAUUCCUCAUCCAUUUCAAUGGGGGAAACCCACUUUUAGUGCUGGAGAUAUUUUCGCAGUGAUGACUGCUUCUCUGGUUGCUCUCAUUGAGUCUACAGGUACAUUUAUUGCAACAUCAAGAUAUGGGAGUGCCACACCUGUGCCACCUGACGUUCUCAGCCGUGGCGCUGGCUGGCUGGGAAUAGGAGGUCUGCUGAGUGGCUUGUUUGGAAGUGUGGCAGGCUCCACAGCAUCAGUAGAAAAUGCUGGCCUACUAGCAUUAACAAAAGUUGGGAGCCGAAGAGUCACCCAAAUAUCGGCUGGUUUCAUGAUUGUAUUUUCCGUGUUCGGAAAAUUUGGAGCAGUAUUCGCUUCAAUACCUUUGCCUAUCAUAGCAGCUUCAUAUUGUAUUCUAUUCGCCUAUGUUUCUUCUGCAGGCCUUAGCUUCCUCCAGUUCUGCAACCUCAACAGUUUCAGAACAAAAUUUAUACUGGGUUUCUCUCUCUUUAUGGGCAUCUCAGUGCCCCAGUACUUCAGAGAAUAUCAACUGAGUUCUAGACCUGGUCCUGUGCGCACCCAUGCUCAAUGGUUCAAUGACAUAAUAUCGGUCAUCUUCAUGUCGCCGGCAACAGUGGCUGCGAUUGUCGCAUUGUUCUUGGAUCGCACCUGCGACCGCAAGCACGAAGCAACCCAAAAGGACAGUGGCUCGCAGUGGUGGGAGAAGUUUGGCUUGUACAAAUCAGAUGUUAGGAAUGAUGAAUUCUAUGCAUUGCCAUUCAACCUCAGCAAGUUCUUCCCAUCUUUCUAAACUCCAAUCUUUAGCAUUCCUUACCCAAUUCAUUGCUUCCACUGAAAGAAACAAACAUAGAAUGGCAUUGUCAAGCACCAUGCCAAGUUCAAGGCUUGGUUUGUUUGGCAGCUGUGGCCUGUGGGUUGUGCAACUUCUGCCUGUGUUCCAAGUUUUAUCAAGAACCAAAAAUUUAUUUCAAUGAUUAUGUGCAUAAACAUUGGUGAAUCCAUUUAAUAGAUGUUAAGCUUAUAUGGAA
Malania oleifera is the source of this 2116-nucleotide messenger RNA. RefSeq names its product nucleobase-ascorbate transporter 7-like. Bases 118 to 1878 code for a protein of 586 amino acids. Lineage: Eukaryota; Viridiplantae; Streptophyta; Magnoliopsida; Santalales; Ximeniaceae. The record is from RefSeq and is a predicted model, not a curated record. Gene Ontology annotation, cellular component: membrane. The transcript is spliced from 14 exons. Gene Ontology annotation, biological process: transmembrane transport. Gene Ontology annotation, molecular function: transmembrane transporter activity.